Messenger RNA from Micropterus dolomieu (smallmouth bass), 1275 nucleotides. RefSeq names its product potassium inwardly rectifying channel subfamily J member 1a, tandem duplicate 1 (gene kcnj1a.1). Gene Ontology annotation, cellular component: plasma membrane. The transcript has 2 exons. Lineage: Eukaryota; Metazoa; Chordata; Actinopteri; Centrarchiformes; Centrarchidae. Gene Ontology annotation, molecular function: ATP-activated inward rectifier potassium channel activity. Gene Ontology annotation, biological process: potassium ion import across plasma membrane; regulation of monoatomic ion transmembrane transport. The coding region runs from base 154 to 1275 and encodes 373 amino acids. The record is from RefSeq and is a predicted model, not a curated record.
CAUAACCGUAGGACACACGUCAACUGUCUCAAUCACCAGCAAGUCACGAAAGGAAAGGAGAGAAGGUUGAGCUGGAGUUUGACAUCCGUUAACCUCUGGAUGAGCAUCAGACUACUUUCACUUCAAAUCACUGAGGUUGUGGGGUUGUAGAAAAUGUUUGGAUUCAUGAAAAAACCUAUACAAGACUGUCUUGUGCAGCAAAGAAGCCACAAGACCAGACUAGUGAACAAAGAUGGUCGCUGCAAUAUGGAAUACGGAAACUUCAAGUACAAUAAUCACUUUGCUUUCCUGGCUGACUUCUGGACCACCUUUGUGGAGAUCCGGUGGCGUUAUGUCAUCUUUCACUUCAUCAACUCUUUCACCCUCAGCUGGUUCAUUUUUGGCCUGCUGUGGUACUGGAUUGCCCGCAUGAAUGGAGACCUGACGUGGCAAAAUCCCCCAUCAAACCAUACUCCAUGUGUUGAAAAUGUUGUAGGGCUCACAACAGCAUUCCUCUACUCCAUUGAAACCCAGUCAACUAUUGGGUAUGGUAGUAGAGCACUCACCCCUAUCUGCCCAAGUGCUGUGGCCCUUCUCAUUAUCCAGUGCAUCCUCGGAGCUAUUAUCAACUGCUUCAUGUGUGGAGUUGUCCUGACCAAAAUUUCUUCACCCAAAAAGAGGGCUAAGACCAUCACAUUUAGUGACAUGGCUGUCAUCAGCCCAAAAAACGGUUCUCUUUGCCUGUCAAUCAGAGUGGCCAACCUGCGCAAGACCCUGAUGAUUGGAAGCCAGAUCUACGGCAAGCUGUUGAGAACAACAACCACACCAGAUGGAGAGACAAUCAUCAUGGACCAGGUGAACAUUGACUUCAUGGUGGACGCCGGCAAGGACAACCUCUUCUUUGUAUGUCCUCUCACGCUCUACCACACCAUCGACAAGAGCAGCCCCUUCUUUGAUAUGGCAGUGGACACGCUCCACAAACAAGACUUUGAGCUGGUUGUCUUCCUAGACGGCACAGCAGAGUCCACCAGCUCUUCCUGUCAAGUCCGGACUUCUUUUGUUCCUCAGGAGAUCAUGUGGGGCUACAACUUCUUGCCCAUCAUCUCCAGAAGCAAAGAGGGCAAGUACAGGGUAGAUUUCUCCAACUUCUCCAAAGUCAUGCCAGUGGCCACUGCACACUGUGCCUACUGUUACCACAACAUCAAGGGUCAUCAUCACCACUCCAGAGAUGGACAUGAUAACCAGGGAUUUCAGGUGAUUGAUAUCAGUGAUCCUCCCAGUGUCACCAAGAUGUGA